AUGAAAGAACAAGUUCUUGAACAAGCACCGAAGAAAAUCAAACAAAUCCAGUUCGGUGUUCUUUCGCCCCAGGAAAUUGUCAAUGUAUCAGAAUUCGAGGUCACCCAGCGCGAUCUGUACACGGUCCAGGACCGCCAGCCCGUCAAAUAUGGAAUGCUCGAUUUAAGACUGGGUACAUCCGACAAGGUAGCCUCGUGCGAAACUUGUGGACUGAAGCAGCAGGAUUGUAUCGGACAUUUUGCCCACAUCAGACUAUGUCUUCCAGUCUUCCAUAUUGGAUAUUUCCGAGCAGCCAUAGUCAUUUUACAGAACAUCUGCAAGACAUGCAGCCGAGUUUUGCUGUCAGAGAAGGAUCGACGCACAUAUUUGAAGAAGCUUCGUGCACCUAAUCUGGAGAACCUAACUAGGAAGAACGUUGUCAAGGCAGUGAAUGACAAAUGCAAAAAGGUCGUUCACUGUCCAUACUGCGAGGCAACCAAUGGCACGGUCAAGAAGGUCGGCGCACUCAGGAUCGUGCACGAGAAAUACAGAGCAAAGAAGGUGGCGGACGAAUAUGAACAGUUCAAGAAUACGUUCAACAAUGCUCUGGAGGCAGCGCCAGAAAUGAAAGCUCAUAUCUCAAAGGCGCAGGAGGACAUGAAUCCGCUGAGGGUGUUAAAUCUGUUUAAGGCUAUUUCAGACGAGGAUUGCGAGCUGUUGGGAAUGAAUCCAGAUCUUGGGCGGCCUGAGAUGUACCUAUGGCAAAAUAUUUCUGUACCGCCAGUCUGUAUUCGUCCUUCGGUUCAACAGGAUGGCGCCAGUAAUGAGGACGAUAUCACUGUCAAGUUGACUGAGGUCAUCUUCACGAACGCCCACAUGCAAGCCGGUCUUAAUCAGGGUAUCGCUAUCCACAACUUGAUGGAACAAUGGGAUUUUUUGCAGCUGUCGGUCGCCAUGUACAUCAAUAGUGAGCUUCCAGGAAUUUCGAACUUGCAGCCAGGAAAACCCGUCCGCGGAUUUUGUCAGAGAUUGAAGGGAAAGCAGGGUCGUUUCCGUGGAAACUUGUCAGGGAAGCGUGUCGAUUUCUCUGGUCGUACAGUCAUUUCGCCCGACCCCAACCUCCGCAUUGACCAGGUUGCUGUCCCCGAAUUGGUGGCUAAGAAUCUAACAUACCCGGAACGUGUCACCACUCACAACAUCGAACGUCUUCGCAAAGCUAUUUCAAACGGCACAGAAGUCCACCCUGGCGCCAACUAUGUCACACUGGGAUCCACCAAUAUGAAAAAGUCGCUCAAAUUCGGCAACAGGUCUGCGAUCGCGGCGGAGAUUCAGGUCGGCGAUCUUGUCGAGCGUCAUUUGAAUGACGGAGAUGUGGUCCUCUUUAAUCGCCAACCCUCGCUUCAUAAGCUGUCCAUUAUGGCUCACUAUGCGAAGAUUCGACCCUGGCGCACCUUCCGCUUCAACGAGUGUGUCUGUAACCCCUAUAACGCCGAUUUCGACGGAGACGAGAUGAACUUGCAUGUUCCCCAAACGGAAGAGGCCAGGACCGAGGCCAUCGAGCUGAUGGGAGUCAAGAACAACUUGGUCACGCCCAGAAACGGAACGCCGCUGAUUGCCGCUAUUCAGGAUUUCAUCACGGCCUCGUAUUUGAUUACACAGAAGGACCUGUUUUACGAUCGCUCCCAAUUUGUGCAGAUCUGCUCGUACCUGGGCGAUGCAGAACUCAAGAUUGAGAUUCCUCCGCCCGCAAUUUUGAAACCUGCACAGAGGUGGACUGGCAAGCAGAUCAUUAGUGUUCUGCUCAAGCCCAACAAGGACUCUAAGGUUCUCGUCAACCUGGAAGCCAAGACCCGUUCUUACGAUAAAGUGAAGAGACCCAUCAUGGACAUGUGCAGGAACGACGGCUACCUUGUCAUCUACAAUAGUGAGAUCAUGUGCGGUGUUUUGGAUAAGUCGAUUGUCGGAGACGGCAACAAGAGCUCGCUCUUCUACAUCGUUAUGCGUGACUAUGGCUCGAUCGAGGCGGCGAAUUGCAUGAAUCGAUUGGCCAAGCUGUGCGCCCGUUGGUUGGGAACUGUUGGAUUCUCGAUCGGUAUCAACGAUGUCCAGCCGGGUCAUAUUUUGGCAUCCAAGAAGGACGAACUUGUCCAGAAUGCAUACGCCCACUGCGACGACCUUAUUUACCGCUCACUUCAUGGUCAGCUCGAGAACCAGCCCGGAUGCGACAUCGAGCAGACAUUGGAGGCAUUAAUUUCGGGAGAGCUGUCGCAAGUUCGUGACAAGGUCGGAGAUAUCUGUUUGACAGAACUGAACAAGUACAACUCACCCCUGAUUAUGGCAACAUGUGGUUCCAAAGGUUCCAAGAUUAACGUCUCCCAGAUGGUUGCUUGUGUCGGUCAGCAAAUUAUCAGUGGCAAACGUAUUCCCAACGGUUUCCAGGACAGAUCCCUGCCUCACUUCUUGAAGAAUUCCAAGAUUCCUCCAGCCAAGGGGUUUGUCCGGAAUAGUUUCUACAGUGGAUUAACGCCCACCGAAUUCUUCUUCCACGCUGUCUCCGGUCGUGAGGGUCUGGUCGAUACCGCUGUCAAGACUGCCGAAACCGGAUAUAUGCAGCGUCGUUUAAUGAAGGCUCUGGAGGACUUGACAACACAUUACGAUCUUUCGGUCCGCAACUCUGUCGGCGCCAUCAUCCAGUUCACCUAUGGAAGUGAUGGCCUAGAUCCCGCUGUUCUCGAGGGUCCUGGAACGCCCGUGCUGUUCGAUCGCAACUUUACCAGUACUCUUCAUAUAAUAGCCAUUACGGAGGACGAUAAGAAGCUGCUUCCAUGGCAGAUUAACGAGUAUGUCGAGAAGGCUGUAGAGACGCCACGCUGGGCCAAGAACUGCUCCAAGGACUUCAUCUCUUCCUUGCUGAUGUAUGUCAGGACACAUAUCGCUGGAAAGCUGAAGCGCAUCCGCGAGGCAUAUAACAUGAUGUCUGGAGAGCAUAAUCCUGGCGAAGAAUACGAAGACAUGGACUUGGACGAGGAUGUCUCAGAGGAAGUUAAGAAGAUUGUCAACAACAAGUUGUGUGUGACGGAGCGCCAUAUGGAGCGGUUCUUGUAUAUCUGCUGGGACAAGUUCAUGAAGGCCAAGAUUGAGCCUGCAUCUGCUGUGGGAGCUGUGGGAGCUCAGUCGAUCGGAGAACCCGGUACGCAGAUGACGCUGAAGACUUUCCAUUUCGCUGGUGUCGCCUCUAUGAACAUCACGCUGGGAGUCCCUCGUAUCAAGGAGAUCAUCAACGCCGCGAAAGUGAUCGCGACUCCGAUUAUUACCACUCGACUGGUUAACAACAUGGACGUCAAGGCUGCACGCAUUGUCAAAGGAAGGAUCGAAAAGACGAUGUUGGGCGACAUUGCAGAGUUUAUUGAGGAGGUAUACAAGCCGGAUGAGUGCUAUAUCGGUGUUCGUUUGGAUAUGGAUGCCAUUCGUCGGUUGCAGCUCGAGACAGACUUGGAUGAGGUGGCCAAGGCCAUUGGUUUGGCACCUAAACUCAAGAUCGGAACCAACAACGUCCAGUCGCACAAGCCAGACCGCUUGCGUAUCUAUGUGCAAUCGAAGGACCCAGCUGGCCUGUACUAUUCAAUUAAGCAGCUCAAGCGGGCACUCCCCGAGAUCAUCAUUAAGGGUCUUCCUCAGGUCAAUCGUGCGGUCAUUAAUGAGAUCCAAGGAAGCGGCGGAAAGAAGGAGCUGCUCGUCGAGGGUUACGGUCUUCGUGAGUUGAUGAACACGGAAGGAGUUGUUGGUACGCAGACGCGGUCAAACCAUGUUAUGGAGGUCUGGAAGGUACUGGGUAUCGAGGCAGCGCGUCGCACGAUUUUUGAUGAAAUCAAGAGCGUUAUGGAUUCUCACGGACUGACGAUCGAUCCCCGCCACGUUAUGUUGUUGGGAGAUAUCAUGACGUCGAAGGGCGAGGUUCUUGGUAUUACUCGUUUCGGUAUCGCCAAGAUGAAGGACAGUGUCAUGAUGCUGGCGUCGUUCGAGAAGACAACGGACCAUCUGUUCGAGGCAGCGCUGUACUCGAAGAAGGACGCGAUCGAGGGUGUGUCCGAGUGUAUCAUCAUGGGCAUUCCGAUGUCGAUUGGAACAGGAUUGUUCAAGCUGAUCAAGAGGGACGAUGCCCAUGACCGUAUCCCGAUGCGUCGCAAGCUACUCUUUGACCCAUAG
Messenger RNA from Gamsiella multidivaricata, 4185 nucleotides. RefSeq lists its product as uncharacterized. The transcript is spliced from 8 exons. Gene Ontology annotation, biological process: DNA-templated transcription. Gene Ontology annotation, molecular function: DNA binding; DNA-directed RNA polymerase activity. Lineage: Eukaryota; Fungi; Mortierellomycota; Mortierellomycetes; Mortierellales; Mortierellaceae. The record is from RefSeq and is a predicted model, not a curated record. The coding region runs from base 1 to 4185 and encodes 1394 amino acids.